GAUGGACUGUCUCCGUGCCACUGGUUGACAGUGAGGGUCAUCCGCAUGAAAAAUGUCCGACAGGCUGAUAUGGUGAGCCAGACGGACUGCUUUGUGAGCCUCUGGCUGCCCACUGCCUCUCAGGAGAAGCUGAGGACUAGAACCAUCUCCAACUGCCCAAACCCAGAGUGGAACGAAAGCUUCAGCUUCCAGAUCCAGACUCAAGUGAAGAAUGUGCUGGAGCUGAGUGUCUGUGAUGAAGACAUAGUGACACCAGAUGACCAUCUCUUGACAGUUCUCUAUGACCUCGCCAAGCUCUGCUUCAGGAAGAAAACCCAUGUGAAGUUCCCACUCAAUCCAGAGGGCAUAGAAGAACUGGAAGUGGAGUUCCUGCUGACGGAGAGUCCCUCCCCACCUGAGACCCUCGUCACCAAUGGCGUGCUGGUGUCUCGACAAGUCUCCUGCCUAGAGGUUCAUGCAGAAUUCACCAGGCAGAGGAAGAGUAAGAAAAUGAAAGACCUCUUGGUGACAGUGACAGAAUCCUUUGAGAACACCCAGCGCAUCUCACCCUGCUCAGAGAGCUGCUGCCCUAACCCUGCCUGCUUCCACUACCCCAAGUACUUCCGGCCCCAGUUGCACAUGGCAGUGCCCAAGAGUCACUGGAACUGUGGGUUUUGCUGCUGUGGCACACACAAUGACAGCCCUGUCUGCCAGCCCCUCGAUUGCCUCUCUGAUGGACAGGGGCUGACCCUGCCUGCGGGCGAGGAUUGUGAAUUAUACGUGAAGUCUGCCCCCUGCCCCGACACGCUGGACGUGCGGCUAGGCUUCAGCCUGUGCCCAGCAGAGCUGGAAUUCCUGCAGAAGCGGAAGCUGGUGGUGGCCGAGGCGCUGAAGCAGGUGCUACAGCUGGAGGAGGACCUGCCUGAGGACGAGGUACCACUGAUAGCCAUCAUGGCCACCGGGGGCGGAGCAAGGUCCAUGACCUCCAUGUACGGCCACCUGCUGGGGCUGCAGAGGCUGAACCUCCUGAACUGUACCAGUUACAUCACUGGCCUGUCUGGGGCCACCUGGACCAUGGCUACUUUGUACAGUGACCCUGAGUGGUCCUCCAAAAACCUGGAACCUGCCAUCUUUGAGGCCCGGAGACACGCGGUCAAAGACAAGAUGCCUGCCCUAUUCCCAGACCAGCUCUGCAAAUUCCGAGAGGAACUCCGGCAACGCAGCCAAGAAGGCUACAAGGUCACCCUCACAGACUUCUGGGGCCUGCUCAUCGAGUCCUGCCUGGGGGAUGAGAAAUUUGAAUGCAAACUGUCUGAGCAACGUGCCGCCUUGUGCCGGGGUCAGAACCCCCUGCCUAUCUACCUCACCAUCAAUGUCAAGGAUGAUGUAAGCAACCAGGAUUUCAGAGAGUGGUGCGAGUUCUCCCCCUACGAGGUGGGCAUGCAGAAGUACGGGGCCUUCGUCCCCACUGAGCUCUUUGGCUCUGAGUUCUUCAUGGGGCGGCUGAUGAGGAGGUUCCCUGAGUCCCAGAUGUGUUACAUGCUAGGUUUAUGGAGUAGCAUCUUUUCCCUGAACUUGCUGGAUGCCUGGAAUUUGUCUCAUACCUCAGAGGAGUUUUUCUACAGGUGGACGAGGGAGAAGCUGCAUGACAUCGAGGAUGAACCACUCCUACCAGAAAUCCCUAAGUGUGAUGCCAACACCCUGGAGACCACAGUAGUGAUUCCGGGGUCAUGGCUGUCCAAUGCUUUCCGGGACAUCCUCACACAUCGGCCCUUCGUGUCUGAGUUCCACAACUUCCUGUCCGGGCUGCAGUUGCACACUGACUACCUCCAGAAUAGCCAGUUCUCCGUGUGGAAAGACACAGUGCUGGACAACUUCCCAAACCAGCUGACAGAGUUUUCCAAACACUUGUGUCUGCUGGACACUGCAUUCUUCGUCAACUCCAGCUAUGCACCUCUGCUCAGGUCAGAGAGAAAGGCCGACCUCAUUAUCCACCUCGGUUACAGCGCUGGGUCCCAGACAAAGCCCCUGAAACAGACCUGUGAAUACUGCACGGUGCAAAACAUCCCCUUUCCAAGCUACGACUUCCAGCAUGAGGACAAAUAUCUCAAGGAGUGCUACCUGAUGGAGCAGCCCCAGGAGCCUGACGCUCCCAUUGUGGCUUUUUUCCCACUCAUCAAUGACACCUUCCAAAAAUACAAGGCACCAGGUGUGGAGCGGAGCCCUGAGGAGCUGGAACUGGGCCAGCUGGACAUUUAUGGCCCGAAAUCUCCCUACGCCACCAAGGAGCUGACCUACACGGAGGCUGCCUUUGACAAGCUGGUGAAACUCUCAGAGUAUAACAUCGUGAAUAACAAAGACACACUCCUGCAGGCCCUGCGCCUUGCCGUGGAGAAGAAGAAACGCCAGAAGAGCCAGUGUCCUUCCUAGGUCCCAGGAAGUCCUAUGGGAUUGUGUCUGCUUCUGCUGUCAGAGGCAUGGCCCUCGAAGGCUGGCCCUGCUCUCUGGCCAGGGUUCAGGCAGGCUGGCCUGGGCUUUCUAGCAAAAAGUUAAAGUUUAAAAAAGGGAGAGAGACAAAGGGAAAUUACAAGGGGUGUGUGGUAUCUAAAGAUGACUGGAAUUUCCUUCACUGCUUCCCAGCAGGGAAGGGGGUCUGAUGACCACCGGUUCCCACACAUACCUCAGGCAUGGAGAGAGAAAGUGUGUCUGAGAAAGUAGUCGGUUCCCAAGAGACCUCAGACUCAGAGCUCAAAGCACAGGUCCCCAGCUCUCCCCACUACCUCCUCUUCCGCCUCCUGUGGCUGUCCUAGGGGACCGCACAGGAGGACUGAGAAACACUGGAUUUUGCUGGGGAAAAAAAAUACACACACUUUUUAAAAUUUAGGGUAAUUGUAUUCUUAGGCUUUUUGUCAUUGAUAAUAAGCUGUGAUUUUUACUUUAUGAAUGUGGUAUUAAUUAGGAAGCCCAAUGCCAGAAGAGCAAGAUGGGGUGCUAGAGACAUCCUGGAUCUGUCAAACAAAGCCAAACAGGUAACCAUGUCAAUGCUCCUGAUCUACUCAGAGUCCUGGGCUGCUGAUGUAUGCCAUCUUUUCCAGGCUCAGGUCGAGGUACCCAGCGCCAGUGAAGUGCCAGGGAAAGUCAAGUCUGCAGCUCCGGCUCACAUGCAGGAUCUGGGAUGCAGUCAGUCAGGGAGGUUGGGAUGAGCCACAGGGAAUAGCGCCAAGUGGUCAUGCUUUCCAGUGUCACCAUUGCUCAUGACAUAUCUGCCCCAGCAGCGCCUAUCAGCUGCCUCAUCGCCCUGUCUCUCUGGCUUCCAGUGGGGUUAUUUAUUUCUAAGUGUGAUUCCUCUUAUUUGAAUGUAAACAAUGGCCAGUACAUCCCUGCUGUCAUACAGUGACUCAGAAUGAAGCUAGGAAAGAUGGACUGAGAAAGUCAAGGUGAGUGCUCUGAGAAGGAACACAUCUCUGGGGGAGCCCAGGAACUCAGAGAAGUCUCCCUGCAGGCUGGGGACUUCUGUGAAGAUCAACAUAAUGGAAACUACUGAAAUACCCAAGUUGAAAGAAGGUGAAAGGCGUGGGGUCCAGGCAGAGCCCAGGAGAUAAGCAAUGUGCAGCCCUCUUUCUAAAAACAGGUGAAUGUUGAAAGACAAAUGGUGACAGGUGCCCAAGGCUUAGAAGAGUGGGUUCCUGUUUCUGUCCUUGCCCCUCAGGGUAUAGCAGGGAGCCACACUGAAUGGAACCUGUGUUGUAAGGAGACACAGGCCUCCUCUCCCACCCUGCCCUAUGCCCAGGUAAUUCUUGUGCCUGUUAAAAUUUGCAGGGAGGGGAUUUGUCCGUCUCCCCUGUGGCUCCAGGGAGACCAUGGGUUCAUGGAUUCAUGCUUUCCAAAAUUACAGGAGAGAGGUACAGUGGCUCACCUACAAAACUGGUCCCCACCCAGUUGGCACUAAUCUGAAAUGUCACCACUUUUCCCUUCCAACUGCAGGGAACGGGCUCUUUAGAACAGGAAAAGCCAAGUGCUAGACCUGAAUUCAUGCCCUGGAUUCAUUGGCACAUGUAAAAUGAAGUUUAUAAGGUCGCUGUAUUGAGCCCUGAAUAAAGUGGCCAUGUGGGUAAAUAUUGUCACUGCUUUCAUUAUCUGAUACUGCAAAAUGUGCAGGAAACCUGUCCUCACCCCUGCCCUGGCCUCCACGAUCCGUUCCUCCCCCAGGUUCCCACUUGCAGCCGCUGGAGGUAGGAGUAGGCCGGUUCCAUCCCAGGCCUCAGCUGGCUUUGUUUCACCCCCAUUGCAA
Messenger RNA from Castor canadensis (American beaver), 4270 nucleotides. The record is from RefSeq and is a predicted model, not a curated record. Lineage: Eukaryota; Metazoa; Chordata; Mammalia; Rodentia; Castoridae.